UAGGGAAAGAGGAAAGAGGAAAGAGGAAAGAGGAAAGAGGAGCGCAGUUAUAAAAAGGAGAGAGAAAACGUCAACUGUCCUCUUCCAAAGCUUUUAACCAUGUGAACAUUUCCUUUUUCCACCACGCACUCUCUCUCUCUUUCUCUUGCCUUCUUUAAAGCUUUGUGUCGCUACUCAGAUAUUGAGAUUGCAGAGAUAGGGGAAGGAGAUCCCUAAAAGUGUGGUGUUGCCAAAGUGCUUUCCAGAUCUGUUGCAAAAGCUGCGGAGGAAAAUUUGAUACAUUUGUGCCUUUGCUUUUGGCUAAGUUCACACUACAAGUUGGUUGCAAGUACACCUGGGAUUCAAGUAAUCUGUAGAAGCCUCAUAUGUCCUAGAUUAACUUGUCAUGGGGCACAAUUGAUACGUCAGAAGGAAAACAACUGGGUAUUGUUCUGUCCUCAGUUCAGCGUUUGGGCGGCAUUGGUGCUUUUCAUGGUAGCCUGUUGUCAUGUUAAUAGAUGUGUUUUAAUGAGAAGCUGCUAGGUUUCAGCUCAUUAAUUAUUCUACAAGGGCCUAAAAUAUUUGCUUCAUCAGGAUCAUCGUGGAGUGUAUGUAUUUUUAUGUGUUCACGACUAUUUCUAUCUUCUGAAGACAAGGGAUCUGGCUCUGUUCUUACAAUGGCUACAUUUGAAGAUGGUUAACCAUAGAAAUCACAUAUGUGCUAUUGGAUGACUCUGUGAAGGGAUGCCAUAAAGCAUCCUGCUAUGGAAUUACUUGAGCAGUGGCAUAAUUGCAUGGAUUUAAUUGAUUUAACUACCCUGAUAGUUGUCUGAGGUUUCUUCAGUUUGCUAUAAGUUUAUAAUCAAGUUUUGGGCUGCUUGUUAUCAGUUCGCUUGAGAACUCAAUCUCAAGCAUGGCAUCUGUGACUAUCAGUGCCAAUCAGAUGCUGGGGAUUCUUCUUCGGCGACUCCCAACUGUUGGUCCUGUGCUUUUGCUGUCAAUGGGAUACAUUGACCCAGGAAAGUGGGCUGCAGCUAUUGACGGAGGUGCUCGUUUUGGUUUUGACCUUUCUGUGCUUAUGCUUAUAUUCAAUUUUGCUGCAAUUCUUUGCCAGUACCUGGCAGCUCGUAUUGGUGUAGUCACUGGGAAAAAUCUUGCUCAGAUUUACAGCGAGGAGUACAAUAAGUCCACAUGCAUAUUAUUAGGAGUUCAAGCAGAGCUUUCAGUGAUUUCUUCGGACCUGACCAUGAUUCUGGGCACUGCACAUGGACUUAAUCUUCUCUUUGGAAUGGACCUUCUUACUUGUGUCUUUUUUGCUGCAACUGAUGCUGUUCUGUUUCCACUUUUUACUAAUCUCUGGAAACGCUCACAUGUUGUGUCUAUGAGCAUAAUGGCUUUUCUCUUGCUGUCUUAUGUUCUUGGAGUGGCUAUCAGUCAACCUGACAUCUCAGUUGCAAUGAAUGGGGUGCCGACAAGAUUAAGUGGGGAGAGUGUAUUCUCGCUUAUGAGCCUUCUCGGGGCAACUAUUGUUCCCCACAAUUUUUAUGUCCACUCUUCUAUUGUACAGCAGCUGCAGGUACAACCACAUGUGUCAAAGGACACCAUGUGUCAUGACCAUUUUGUUGCCAUUAUAUGCAUGUUCAGUGGCAUUUUUGUGGUGAAUUAUGUGUUGAUGAAUUCAGCAGCGACUGUUUUUCACAGUGCGGGUCUUCCUGUCCCUACAUUUCAAGAUGCGCUUUUGCUAAUGGACCAGGUAUUUAGGAGUCCCAUAGCACCUUUGGUCUUUUUCUUGGUGCUGUUCAUCUCUAGCCAGAUCGCAGCAUUAACCUGGAAUUUUAGUGGGCAAGUAGUUUUACGUUAUCUUUUCAUGAUAGACCUACCUGAUUGGCUACAUCGUGCAAUCAUCAGAAUUCUUGCCAUUGUUCCAGCCCUUUGCUGUGCCUGGAAUUAUGGAGCGGAAGGGAUAUAUCAAAUGCUUAUUUUCACCCAAGUUAUGUUAGCUAUGCUGCUUCCAUCUUCUAUCAUCCCCUUAUAUCGGGUCGCCUCAUCAAGAUUGAUCAUGGGUGUCUUCAAAGUCCCUCAAUUUGUUGAAUUUUUAACUGUGAUUACCUUAAUUGGGAUGCUUGGCUUAAAAAUAAUCUUUGUUGUGGAGAUGCUAUUUGGCAAUAGCGAUUGGGUGGGUAAUAUGAGGUCAAACAUGGGAAGCAGUGCGGUUCUCCCGUAUGUUCUUGUCACUGGUUGUUUGUCACUUUGUAUGAUGCUUUGGCUAGCAGCCACACCAUUGAAGUCUGCUACUGUCAAACUGGAUUCACAGUUAUGGUACUCAGAUGUACUAAAGACUCAACUGCAACCAUCGGUGGGGAGAGAGGAAAACAAUUUAAUUGAGGGCAGAAAUCAGGAAGAGCCUGCAGAAGACGACCCAGCACUGGGGAAAUCUUUGGGUUGUCCUUCAGAUGGUUCAGUCGUGGAAUAUGAUAUUGAUUUACCUGAAACAAUUAUGGAUUCUGAUCAAGAACCUCUCCUCAUUUCUGCCGAGAGUCAUGCUGCUAUUACUAGCACUACCACUGCCAUUGCCCCUAGCACUAAUACUGCAGUUCUUGGCUCAAUAACAUCUCAUCCAGAAGAAUCAGCAUCCACAACUGAGUCGGUCCCAGAUGCAGUUGUAGGAAUUGAGGCAUGUGAUGAUAAACUGCAGGAUUCUGGUAGUACUUCACUGAAGUGUGAAUCUGUGGAUCCAGUUGAAAAGACUGCCGGGGUGGGUGGGGACGUACAAACUGAGAAGGAUGAUGAUGAGGGGGAUACUUGGGAACCCGAAGAACCAUCUAAAGUGGUUUCUGGGAGUGGGCCUUCUUCAACUUCUGAGGGUCCAGGAUCUCUUAGGAGUCUCAGUGGGAAAGGUGAUGAAGGCGGAAAUGGAGUUGCAAGCCUUUCAAGACUAUCUGGGUUGGGCCGUGCUGCGAGGCGUCAAUUAGCUGCCAUUCUUGAUGAGUUCUGGGGUCAGUUGUAUGACUUCCAUGGGCAAGCAACUCAAGAAGCAAAGACUAAGAAACUGGAUAUGUUGCUGGGGGCAGAUCCAAGACCCACUGCUUCUUCUCCGAAAUUAGACCCUUCAGGAAAUGAGUCGUCUGGAUACUUCUUUGAUAGAGGAUCUGGGUUUCUGGUCAACACUAGUCUGUAUGACUCUCCCAAGCAACAGAGAGUGCCAAAGAGUGUAGCAUCAUCCUAUGGGGCUCAAAUGGGAUCAUCCUCAUCGUGGUCUUCCCACAGGCAAAUAUAUGAUGCAUAUGUGAACAGUUCCAGGAACAAUAUUGAUGACUAUGGCGAGCGGCGGUAUUCUAGUUUGCGCCUCCCACCAUCUUCUGAGGGCUGGGAUUAUCAGCCUGCCACAGUGCAUGGAUAUCAAAUUGCAUCUUAUCUCAGUAGAAUGGCUUCAGAGAGGGAUUCUGAUCCCUUGACUAGUCUAAUGGACCCACCAACUCCUAAAUCCACAUCUUUUGUCCCCACAAACUACAGAGAUUCGAUUGCAUAUUCUCUGGGGCAAAAACCGCAAAAUGGGAUUAGCUCUACGAAUGCAUCUGCUAUACGGAAUCCAGCGGUGGGAAGGAACAUCUCAUUGCAAACUGAAAGACCCUAUUUUGAUCCCUGUUCUGUUGGCAUGGAGAAUGUAGAGACUUCUGCUUACAAUAAGAAAUACCAUAGCUUACCUGAUAUUUCAGGCCUUGUGAUUCCUGGUCGGGAAUCAUUUUCAUCUGAAAGGAGUGCUCAAUGGGGUGGUCCCAUUGGUUUUGGACAGUUGGCAGGAAGAACAAACUAUGAACAAUCAUCAUUUUCAAAUAGUGGACUCAGGGCGGAAGGUGUUCCUUUAGCAUUUGAUGAAAUCUCUCCAUCCAAGCUCUAUAGAGAUCCUUUCUCUGUACAGCGGAGUUCAAAUUUGGACACAAGGUCUCUUUGGUCUAGGCAGCCUUUUGAGCAGUUAUUUGGAGUGGCAGGGAGAACUCAACGUGUAGGAGAUGAGGGCUUCGGAAGUAGGUCAAACUCAGUUCUGCCAGAAGCCAGCUCUCACAUAGAUUUAGAAGCAAAGCUGCUGCAGUCUUUCAGAUAUUGUAUUGUAAAGCUCUUGAAGUUGGAGGGGUCUGAUUGGUUGUUUCGACAGAAUGAUGGAGCUGACGAGGAUUUGAUUCAUCUUGUUGCUGCCAGAGAGAAAUUCCAUUAUGAAGCUGAAACCAGAGAGGUGAACAGGGCGGUUCAAAUGGGCGACUCUCGUUACCUGUCUUCGGAUCGUAAGUUUAAUUCAGCACUAAGGAAUGAGGAGGCAGGUCUUGCAAGGCUUCUAGUUUCCUCAGUUCCUCACUGUGGAGAGGGCUGUGUUUGGCGAGUGGAUCUGAUUGUGAGCUUUGGCGUGUGGUGCAUCCAUCGAAUCCUGAUUCUUUCACUUAUGGAAAGCCGGCCAGAGCUGUGGGGAAAGUAUACUUUUGUUCUUAAUCGCCUUCAGGGAAUCCUUGAUUUGGCAUUUUCGAAGCCCCGGUCUCCAUUGCCUCCCUGUUUCUGUCUCGAGGUUCCUGUCUUAAAUUCGAGAAGGUCUAGCCCACCGCAAUCAAACGGGCUCUUAUCCCCAUCUGGAAAACCAGUCAAGGUAAAAUGCACAAGUGCGACAACACUCCUCGAUGUAAUCAAGGAGGUUGAGAAUGCAGUAUCCUGCCGCAAGGGCCGAACUGGCACUGCAGCAGGUGAUGUGGCUUUCCCAAAAGGAAAAGAGAAUUUGGCAUCAGUUCUGAAACGUUACAAGCGUCGUCUUUCUAACAAACCGGUAGGGACACAUGAAGGUGGUCCUGGGUCGCGCAAGGUUCCCAUUCCCACCUCUUACAGCUUGUAGAAUAAUGUGGGGUUUUGGAUAACUUUCUCAGGGAACCUAGGGCUGUCUGCUGUUGAAUUCCGUUUAUUAUUCUCCCUGAUCAGUCCUAAACUCAUUUAACUCUUGUUCUUUCUUUCUUUCUCUCUCCCCCUCUCCUCUCCGGGGUAUAUAUACAUAUACAAGCCUUUUGCUGCAAUGUUUCAUUUCCUGUAUAAUAUAUGUUCGUUCUGUAAAAUUAACUGAAAAUUACUACAGGAAGAAAAAAGAAGGGUAGAUGAAAAGGUGGGAAGUUGGUUGA
Molecule: messenger RNA, 5129 nt
Organism: Macadamia integrifolia
Lineage: Eukaryota; Viridiplantae; Streptophyta; Magnoliopsida; Proteales; Proteaceae
Product: ethylene-insensitive protein 2-like
Biological process (GO): ethylene-activated signaling pathway; metal ion transport
Cellular component (GO): membrane
Molecular function (GO): cadmium ion transmembrane transporter activity; manganese ion transmembrane transporter activity
Source: RefSeq, a predicted model, not a curated record